This is a messenger RNA of Perkinsus marinus ATCC 50983, 744 nucleotides long. RefSeq lists its product as hypothetical. The annotation marks the transcript as partial. NCBI's taxonomy places the organism in Eukaryota, Perkinsozoa, Perkinsida, Perkinsidae. The transcript has a single exon. The record is from RefSeq and is a predicted model, not a curated record.
AUGGCGACACCUGAGGGAUCCUCCCUUAGCGUCCACACUCCGCCUCGAGCAGCUGACUCUUCCCCGCUCCCGGUUAACGAGCUUCGUUCGGCUCGACGAGAACUAGCACGGGCUCGGCGAUCUCUGCGUGAUAUAAGGGAGGCUCUUAAUAAUAUUGUGGACAACGGUACCGCGGAGAAUGAGGAAGUCAUCGAGAAUCUCGAACAUCAAGAAUUGGAGGCGUUAGAUAGGGUCAGCUCCGGUGAAGCCCGUGUCACCGCCCUACAGGAUUUGGUUGAUGCUACCCACAGCGAAGCAACCCGUCAGGCAUCGUCCCUCGGUGGAGUCACGGGACGAGAGUCGCCUUCGAACCCCUCAACUUCGGAAGGUGCGGGGGAGACGACCUUGUCGCCCUCUGUUGGUAUUCCGAGAGAAGAUAGCCGUCAAGAAGAGCUCCGCCCUGAAGAGUCGGCACCAAGGUUCGAGCUCUCUCCCGAUCAGCCUUUCCCCGACGCCUCUCGUAUCGUGUCUGGUAAAAAGGCUACUACUUCGGAGAUCGGUAAGGUUCCAGUUCCGAAGCUGCAGUCGGUUCCAUAUCUAGCCUCGCAUUUGACCUUAGUCGAAGAAUUAUUUGUUGAAGCCAAUGGAGGAGUCCGUUCUACGUCGGGAGUAUUCCAGCCACAUGAUCAUCUGAAGUUCACCUGUUACACCAAGUUGGUGGGAUCUCUCGCUCCCUACCCUGACGUGUCUCGAGCGGCCCAUGAA